GAAAAGCAAAGUGGCAAGCGGGCUGUAUCCCCUGAGAGAAACCAUCGGAGUCGCUCUGGACUAAUCAUGCCAGAUGGCCUCAAGGUGCUCCUUACACCACCAGGGGUGUGUGUCCGAAUCUGCCUCCCGCGGAGCCGCUCGCUUUUCGCCUCUUUGUCCUCUCGUUCAGUAACAGCAGCUCCCGCCCGGUCCCCAGCGGCAACUGCGCCUUAGGCAAGAGGACAGCAGUAUUGCUUGGGGAAUACGAGUAGAACUGGAAAGGUCCGAGUAGGAUCACCCCACCAGAAGCCUGAUACUCCUUCAGUAAUGAUCAGCCAGAUAAAUGACAGUCGCGCCAAAGCUCAGGGUCGCUCACCUCGCGUGCGGGCACUUCCCGAAACGUUGAUUGGCUGUCGCGCUGCGGGCGGGAAGGGUCGUGCUCGGUGCUGGACGGCAAUGUGCGGAAGGACUGAGACCCGGGUCCCGCGAGCGAGCGCACAGACCCGGACUGUGACGCGAACCUCGCCUGUUUUUGUUUUGUUUUCUUUAAAUGAGCUCCGUUCUUUCAGUCUCACCGUGCAGAAUAUAGAAAAUACAGAUAACCAAAUAUGAAAGGAGAAAUCUCCCGCCACGACGAAGAGAUACUCACGUGGCUGUUCAAUGUCCUGUCGUCUCACUAGCAAAGUUUCAGGAGGGGCGGGGUGGCGUCGCCAUUCUCCGGAGGCGCGGUCUUUCCGCCCCUUCAUCCGCUCGCCUCGCAACUGGAGAGCUCGCGCUCCUGUAAGGAAUCCUGCGGCCCCGAAGCAGCGCGCCUGGAAAAGGACUUCUGCUUGGAAAUUGAAUGACUCCUGGGAAAAUGACCAUCUGUGUUGUUUCGGACACUGACUCUAAUGAGCUGGUUCUAUCUGUGGGAAAUGUCACUUUUGGGGAGAAGAACAUAAAGAAAAUGAAAGAUAGUCAACUGAGAAAAAAGCAGAAUGAAAACAUCUCAUGAUCUGUGAUUGCUUUGCUGAAUUCUAGAUGGGCAGAGAGUAAGGCUAAAAUUGAGAAUGAAAACUGUAGUUAUAAAAAAGAUGGAAUAGGAUUAUAUUUGAAACAUUCUUUUACCAAUAUUGUCUCAUUUGUUCACAAAUACUUAGCCUUUAUGCAGUGAGACAAACAUUUUCUGAUUGUUGUCAAAUUGUGGAAUCCAGAAAUCUUUGAUUUGAGGAUUGCUUCCUUGAGCUCCAAUUUGUGCAAAAGAGAUAUAACAUCUGUAAAUAUCAUGAGUGCUACUGCUGCACUGGAAUUCCUCAAGACAAGCAUGAAACUGCAAAGGGAUUAACACAUACCUUCAGAGAUGUUCUGUUUUGGUGAGCAAGAAGAAAGUAACAUGAAGGCCUUGGCUGCUGACUUUUUUAAUAGGAUGCAACUCAGGUACAGAGACCUCAUCUUUACUGAAUCCACAGAUGUUGAAAUCAAAGACUUCUCAAGAGAAAAGUUGUUACAUUGCAUUAAAGAGAUUCUCCCUCAGUAUGUUUCUGCAUUUGCAAAUAUGAGGGGGUAUUUCUUUAUUGGUUUAAAUGAAGAAAAACAAGAAGUAAUUGGCUUUAAAGCAGAGAAGACUGACCUUGACAAAUUAGAAAGAGAAAUAGAAAAAUGCAUUAAUAAGUUGCUUGUCUAUCACUACUGUAGAGAGAAGAAGAUAAAUUAUUCGUGCAAAUUACUUGAAGUAAAUGAUGAGGGCAGUCUUUGUGGAUAUGUAUGUGCACUCAAAAUAGAGCAAUUCUACUGUGCAGUGUUUGUUAGAGAUCUGGAUUCCUAGUGUGUGAAAGACAGUCAAGUGAUGCAGCUGAGCGUGGAGGAAUGGGUCCAAUUAAUGCUGGAUGCUGAACCUAGUGAGAAACAGGGAUUAGAAGCAAGGGUACCUAUGGCUGGGGUGGCAAGGUUUUUUUUCCCUCUGGGAUUUGGGGCAAGAUCAAUCAAUCUUCCUCAAAUUUCAACACCUAGUUUACUAACCUCUGUUGGAUGGUUUAUUUAUUUAUUUAUUUUCAGUUUUCAGUUUUAUUAGGUAGAAUUGUGUUUUUUGGCCAAUAUUUUAUAAUAACUUUAUGUAUUUAUUUUUGGAAUUGUUACAAUUGACUGUACAUAUACAACAUAUUGCAUAUAGAUACAUAUACACAAUAUACUGCAUAUUUUUAAAAAUCUACAUAUAUAUAUUAUUCAUUGUUUCUAAGAACGUUUAGAGCUUUAGCUUUUUUAACUUACAUAGUUAUCAAAGGA
Messenger RNA from Vicugna pacos (alpaca), 2241 nucleotides. The record is from RefSeq and is a predicted model, not a curated record. Lineage: Eukaryota; Metazoa; Chordata; Mammalia; Artiodactyla; Camelidae.